Molecule: messenger RNA, 3712 nt
Organism: Anolis sagrei ordinatus
Lineage: Eukaryota; Metazoa; Chordata; Lepidosauria; Squamata; Anolidae
Source: RefSeq, a predicted model, not a curated record
CUCGUCACACAUAGGAUAAUUCACAUCGGUGAGAAACCUUUCAAGUGCUUGGAGUGUGCAAAGGAUUUUGUUCAUCAUUCUGAGCUCAUGAAGCACCAGCGAGUCCACACGGGAGAGAGGCCUUUCUGGUGCCUCGAGUGUGGGAAAUGUUUCUCCCGACAGUCCGUCCUCGUGAAUCACCACCGAAUCCACACAGGAGAGAAACCUUACAAAUGCUUGGAAUGUGUGAAAUGUUUCACCCAGAGAUCCCAGCUUGUCCGACACCUAAGAGUCCACACAGGGGAAAAACCUUACGAAUGCUUGGAGUGUGGGAAAUGUUUUGCCCGUCACUCGGUGCUGAUAAAUCACCAAAGAGUCCACACGGGAGAAAAACCAUAUAAAUGCCUGGAGUGCGACAAAUGCUUUGCUCGUCAGUCUGUUCUGGUGAACCAUCAGAGAGUCCACACUGGGGAGAAACCCUAUAAAUGCCAAGAGUGUGGGAAACGUUUUGCUCACCAAUCCAACCUUGUGAAUCACCAACGGGUCCACACAGGGGAAAAACCCUACAAAUGUCUGAAGUGUGGGAAGUGUUUUGCGCAGCAGUCAGAUCUUGUGAAACACCGGCGCAUCCACACGGGAGAGAGACCCUACAAAUGCCUGGUGUGUGGGAAAUGCUUUGCAAUACAUUCAGAUGUGGUAAAUCACCAGCGAGUCCACACCGGAGAGAAACCCCAUAAAUGCCAGGAGUGCGGGAAGUGUUUUUCCCAACGUUCGGCCCUCGUGAGCCACCAGCGAAUCCACACCGGAGAAAAACCCUACAAGUGUGUGGAAUGUGAGAAAUGUUUUGCUCAGCUCUCCAACCUGGUGAAGCACCAGAGAGUCCACACAGGGGAGAAACCCUACGAAUGCUUGGAGUGCGGGAAGCAUUUUGCUCGACACUCCCACCUCCAAGUUCACCACAGAGUUCACUCGGGUGAGAAACCUUUCAAGUGCUUGGAGUGUGCAAAGUAUUUCUUUCACCAUUCCGAGCUUGUGAAACACCAACGAAUCCACACCGGAGAGAAGCCUUUCCGGUGCCUCGAGUGUGGGAAAUGUUUCUCCCGACAGUCUGUCCUUGUGAAUCACCACCGAAUCCACACGGGAGAAAAACCUUACAAGUGUUUGGAAUGUGUGAAAUGUUUUACGGAGAGAUCCCAGCUUGUCCGACACCUAAAAAUCCACACAGGGGAGAAACCUUACGAAUGCUUGGACUGCGGGAAAUGUUUUGCCCGUCACGAGGUGCUGGUAAAUCACCAAAGAGUCCAUACGGGAGCAAAACCAUACAAAUGCAUGGAGUGCGACAAAUGUUUUGCUCGUCAGUCUGUCCUAGUGAGCCAUCAGAGAAUCCACACCGGGGAAAAACCCUAUAAAUGCCAAGAAUGUGGGAAAUGUUUUGCUCACCAGUCCAACCUCGUGAAUCACCACCGUGUCCACACAGGGGAGAAACCGUAUGAAUGUCUGAAGUGCGGGAAGUGUUUUGCGCAGCAGUCAGAUCUUGGGAAGCACCGGCGCAUCCAUGCAGUUGAGAGACCCUACAAAUGCCUGGUGUGUGGGAAAUGCUUCGCAGUUCAUUCAGAUGUGGUGAAUCACCAGCAAAUCCACACGGGAGAGAAACCCCAUAAAUGCCAGGAGUGCGGGAGGUGUUUUGCCCAACAUUCGGCCCUUGUGACUCACCAGCGAAUCCACACAGCAGAGAAACCCCAUAAAUGCCAGGAGUGUGGGAAAUGUUUUGCCCAACGCUCAACCCUUGUCAGCCACCAGAGAAUCCACACAGGAGAAAAACCCUACAAGUGUGAGGUGUGUGGGAAAAGCUUUGCUGAGCUCUCGAACCUGGGGAAACACCAAAAAGUUCACACAGGGGAGAAACGCUACAGAUGCUUGGAAUGCGGGAAACGUUUUGCUCGACAUGCCCACCUCCAGGUUCACCACGGAGUUCACUUAAAAGCAAAAUCCCGUAAAGGCCUCAAGGGAGAUCAACUCUUUAUAGAAAAAGGAAACUUUAUUCAGUAUGAAAUAGCUGGCACAGGGGAAAUACAUGCCGAAUAAUCCUGUGGGAAGCAAAUGCUUUCUUGAAUUGAGCUCAUCUCCCCACUUUAGGUCUUCCAAGGGGGAAGACAAAGUAUUUCAAUGAUAAUGACAGUCUUUCUGUCUGAAAUGUGAGUCUGGCCUCCCAGUUUGAGAGCAGCAGAGACAGGGUAGGAAGUGUUAGUUAGGGCUAUUUUCCAUUUCUCAACUUUUCUAUUUCCUUUGUUUCAAAAUACUAUAGGAUGCCCACUUUUCUACCUUUCUGGUUUAGAUUAGAAAAGAAAUUAUCUCUAUUUUUUCCCAUGUUUGCAAAUGUUACCAACCAACCACCAAUCCCAGCCUCUGUGUUUAGGAAAUGAAAUCACGAGGAAGCAGCACUCAUUAAUUCUGAAUAACAUGAAUUUUCUGAAAGUCGGAUUUGAGGUUUUAGGGCAGGGGUCCUCAAGUGUUUUCAGCCGAGUCCCCAUUCUAUAGUUUGGGUAAAUCAGGGUGUUUGAUUCAAAUUGGUUGUUUUCUUCUUCUAAGUUGGGUAUCCCUUAUCCAAAAUGAUUGGGAUCAGAACUGCUUUGGAUUUUGUUUGUUUUAUGUGUUAUCGAAGGCUUUCAUGGCUGAAAUCACAGGGUUGUUGUAAGUUUUUCAGGCUGUAUGGCCACGUUCCAGAAGCAUUCUCUCCUGACGUUUCGUUUGCAUCUAUGGCAUGGACGCAGGCAAAACGUCAGGAGGGAAUGCUUCUGGAACAUGGCCAUACAGCCCGAAAAACUUACAGCAACCCAUUAUGAUUUUGUAUAUAUUUUUAUUUACACUUGAUUUUAUCUAGUGCAUAAUAUACACCUAAAAAGGCAUCCCAUAGCCAUCCUCUUGAAUAUUUCUGUUAGCACUUAGAUAAACAUAUAUAAAAUAUAUAUUUACAAUUCUUGUAGCUGCACCUCAUCCUUUUAUACAUUCUAUUUAAUUAACUCCUUGUUGUCACUCCAGGAUAACUCAAUAUAGACUAGAAAAGCAUCCUAAAACUAUUUGCUUUGUUUUAUGUAGCACUUCCCAUUUAUAUUGUUAACUUUCCAAAAUCAAGCAGAAAUAUUAAAAGGGGUUUGUCGUCCUUACCAAGAAAACCCUAUGAAGGAUUGGGCUUAGAGGCAUCAUAAAUCAGAAAAAUAUUGGUUUUCGGGAAUCCUGAUCAGAGAUGCUAAGCCUGUAUUAAUCUUAGGUCUUGUUCCUUUGGUUAAUUCUCCUCUUCUCAAAAUCCCUGGAGCAGAUAUAAAACCACGUUUUUAUUCAUGCAAGAUGUUUGUAGUAGUUGUAGUAUAGUAGUAGUAGUAAUAGUAGUAGUCGUGCUUUAUUUUUUACCCACCUCUCCUAAUGGCUUGUAAUGCUUAAGGAGUGAAAAGAAUCUGAAUGUGUUUGAAAAGAACUUCAAUUGUGGGUAUAAUAAAGGAAUUAAACAUUGUAUUACUGCAGGAGCGAUUAUAUAUAAACAACCUGAUAUACACACAUAUUGUGUGUGUGUGUGUGCAUACACACACACACACAGAGACAAUCCUAUUGUACUUCUGCUCUUGAAAGUCUGUGAUGUUUGCUUCAAUAAUUCCUGUCUGGUUUAAUGUUUUUUUGCCCCAAUUUAAUGAUUAUGUAUAUUCUAUUAAUCAAUAAACAAUUUCCACUUGUAAAACCA